AUGCCUUACCCCUACCAGGCCCCUGGACCCCGGGAGCAUCCAGUCCCCAAGGAUUCCCGUGCUAUUCACUCCUCAGGCCAGACCUAUGAACAGCUGAGGCAGGAGUGCCUGCGGAAGGGCAUCCUGUUUGAAGAUGGGGACUUUCCAGCCAACAACUCCUCCCUCUUCUUCAGUGAGAGGCCCUCCAUUCCUUUUGUGUGGAAACGUCCAGGGGAAAUAGUAAAAAAUCCAGAAUUCAUUCUUGGAGGAGCCACAAGAACUGACAUUUGUCAAGGGGAACUUGGAGACUGUUGGCUCUUAGCAGCCAUUGCCUCUCUUACACUUAAUGAAAAGACCUUGGCUAGAGUUGUGCCCCAAGACCAAAAUUUUGGCCCCGGUUAUGCUGGGAUAUUUCACUUUCAGAUCUGGCAGCAUAGUGAGUGGUUGGACGUGGUCAUUGAUGACCGGCUCCCGACCUUCCGAGAUCGCUUGGUUUUCCUUCACUCUGCCGAUCACAAUGAAUUCUGGAGUGCCUUGCUGGAAAAGGCAUAUGCCAAAUUGAAUGGAAGCUACGAAGCCCUGAAGGGUGGCAGCACAAUUGAAGCUAUGGAAGACUUCACGGGAGGAGUAGCAGAGACUUUUGAAGUUAGAAAGGCCCCAGAAAAUUUCUAUGAGAUCCUAGAGAAAGCCUUGAAGAGAAGCUCUAUGGUGGGCUGCUCCAUAGAUAUCAGCAACCCUUCAGAGUCAGAAGCACGGACACCUUUUGGCCUCAUUAAGGGUCAUGCAUACACUUUGACUGGAAUUGACCAGGUGAAUUAUGGAGGCCAAAAGGUUGAGCUCAUCAGAGUUCGGAAUCCUUGGGGCCAGGUAGAAUGGAAUGGCCCUUGGAGUGACAAUUCUCGUGAAUGGAAUUCUGUUAACUCAUCUGAGCAAAAACGCCUAUGCCAUUCUGCUCUUGAUGAUGGAGAAUUCUGGAUGACUUUUAAGGAUUUCAAAGUCCACUUUGACAAAGUAGAGAUCUGCAAUCUCACUCCUGAUGCCCUGGAGGAAGAUGCCCUUCACAAAUGGAAAGUGACAGUCCAUCAAGGGAGCUGGGUCCGGGGAUCCACGGCUGGAGGAUGCCGUAAUUUCCUAGACACCUUCUGGACCAACCCGCAGAUCAAAUUGUCUCUGACUGAGAAAGAUGACGAUGGGCAAGAGGAAUGCACUUUCAUUGUAGCCCUUAUGCAAAAGGACAGAAGGAAACUCAAGAAAUUUGGAGCUGAUUUGCUGACUAUUGGAUAUGCUAUUUACCAGAGCCCUGCCAAAGAGGAGCAUCUCACCAAGGAUUUUUUCAGAUAUCAUGCUUCUCAGGCCAGGAGCAAAACAUAUAUUAACCUAAGGGAAGUCUCUGAGAGAUUCAAGCUGCCCCCCGGAGAAUACAUCCUGAUUCCUACAACUUUUGAGCCACACCAGGAAGCCAAUUUCUGCCUUCGAAUCUUUUCAGAGAAGAAGGCCAUUACCCAGGAAAUAGAUGGAAAUAUAGAUAUUGCCCUCCCAGAGCUGUCUAAACCAACUUCACCUAGCCAAGAAACCGAGGAAGAUAAACAGUUCCGGGCACUGUUUGAACAGAUUGCAGGAGAGGACAUGGAGGUAACUGCAGAAGAACUGGAAUAUGUUUUGAAUGCUGUGCUACAAAAAAAAAAGAACAUUACAUUCAAGAAGCUAAGUCUCAUUUCCUGCAAAAACAUCAUUUCUCUAAUGGAUAACAAUGGCAAUGGAAAACUGGAGUUCAAUGAAUUCAAAGUAUUCUGGAACAAGCUGAAGACAUGGAUAAAUAUCUUCCUUCAAUUCGAUGUUGACAGAUCCGGAACCAUGUCCUCCUACGAGCUGCGGCUAGCCUUGAAAGCUGCAGGCUUCCAGCUGAACAAUUACCUCUUGCAGCUAGUUGUCCUAAGGUAUGCUGACGAGCAGUACCAACUUGACUUUGAUGAUUUCCUCAACUGUAUGAUCCGAUUAGAGAAUGCAAGCCGGGUGUUCCAGGUUCUCAGUGAGAAGGACAAAGAAUGUAUUCAGCUCAAUAUAAAUGAGUUCAUCAGUUUGGCGAUGAAUAUUUGAAGCGGUCUCUCGUCCGGAUGUGAGCUCUCACCAUGCCAUGCCCUUUGGUCCAUGAACCAAAGAACUUUUCCUAGGUGGCACCCAUGUGUCCAAGAAAUGUGAAUCAAGGUUCCCUCUUUAAUAAUCCCACUAUCCCACCUGAUGAUUCUUCUUAGCUUGAUCAAAAAUGAAUGUCAUAGGCUCAGAUAUGUUUCUUGUCUAGAAAUGAAGGAUUAUCAAACGGCUAUUUGUGGUGGUGGAGGGAGGUGGCUUGCCCACAGAAUAAGUUGUCUCUAGUAAUCAGAUGCACUUUGUUAAGGAUGACUCAGGGCCCCAACUCAGAUAACCCUUGACUUCACCAAAUCCUUAAUUAUUUCCACCGCCCCUACCAAUCCUGCCACUUUGUCAUUGCUCACAAGUGACUGAAAAUCAUCCGACGAAAAUCUAAAGAUGUAUGUGUACUUGUAAUUAGAUAUGCCCUUGUAAAUGUGUUUCAUUCAUGAGAUAAAAUAUUAGGGCAUUUAUGACUGUCCAUUUCUCAUAUCACAAAAUCAAAUGGUAAUAGAUGUGUAUCAAAUAGCUUAGAACCACAACUCUGGGAACACAAAGACUGGGUUCAAUCUGCAGAGUUUUUCAGUAAUAACUCAGUAAUUUCUAUGGCUCACUUUAUCUCUAUUCCUGGAAACAUCUGCAUUUGGCUUUCUACUAGGGAGCUUAGUUCCCUCUUAAAGUGUCAGGCUAAUAAGCCCCUAACCAUAGAACAGGUUUACUCAGAGGUAUACAAAACAGACCCAGUUCAUGCUUUUUCCUUUCUCCCCAGUCCCUACAAACUCACAGCACCAACCACAUUGUUAUUGAAGCCCCUUCUGCCAGCUGCCCUCCUCCAGUCAGCUUCCCUCCUUCUGCCUGGGGUAUGUGCUUCCUUAUUAAGGUUUCUAUCGACUUUAUCCUAAUUCCAAAUCGCUGACUCCAUUUUCUGUUGUCCAGACUGUCUCCUACACAGUCGCCUAAUCAUCAUAAGUUUUAUAGCUCCCAGCCUGUCCCUGGAACUCAUUCAGUGCUCAAGUAGCUAUUGCCUUUGCUAGUACCUUGAUCCAGGGUAUGUAGGGGGUGUUCAGGGAGGAAUAGCUGGGCGAGGGCUUGCUGAGCCCUUUUCAGGGCUGCUCAUAUGCCUUUGGUUUCCACCUUUCACUCAACUCUCAUCUGUGGCUCCAAGAAGCUGUAGUAUGCAUGGCAGCCAUACUCUGGUAAAACCAUCUCUGCAGAUGGGUUAAACUUCCCCCAGUGAAAUGAAUGGAUAAGAAUAGUUUGUUCCAAUGGCUGUGAGUGUAGUUGAAGCAGGCGCUGUGGAGUGCUUAGAGCUUGGUCAGACAUCAAAGACACCAAGGUCAUCCACUAGGCACUGUGCCAUCACUGUCAUCAUGAAUUUUGUUGUGCCACUGAACUUCAAUGAUACUGGAAGAGUGAAGCUGAUGGCUUUGUGUGACUCUGCCUCACUUAAACCAAUUCACGUGCAAGUCAAGACAUCACCCGUCACUGAUCCUCUUCUAAAAUGAAGGACAAACAAUAACACCUUGAUCCAGACACCCUGUCUAUCUCAUCACUUUUCCAUCCAGAAACCCCUGUUCAGAGCUCUUCGUGUACAUGAGCCCUAGAUCCCACAAAAGGACAGGUAUCAUUUUGGAUGAAACCUCAAACCAAAGAUUUGAACUGCUAAUUAAAGACAC
This is a messenger RNA of Vombatus ursinus (common wombat), 3782 nucleotides long. Its product is annotated as calpain-9. The record is from RefSeq and is a predicted model, not a curated record. NCBI's taxonomy places the organism in Eukaryota, Metazoa, Chordata, Mammalia, Diprotodontia, Vombatidae. Bases 1 to 2076 code for a protein of 691 amino acids. Gene Ontology annotation, biological process: proteolysis. Gene Ontology annotation, cellular component: cytoplasm. Gene Ontology annotation, molecular function: calcium ion binding; calcium-dependent cysteine-type endopeptidase activity. The transcript is spliced from 20 exons.